UAUAAACCACCACCGGAAAACCACAAAAACCAAAAACACAAUCUCUCUCUCUCUCUGCGAUUCUCUCCCUCCCCUUCUCUCUGAUCGGACCACCGAGUCGCGAUCACUUUUGACCCCCGGUGCCCCGCCGAGUCACUCCUCCAUGACUCGGCGCUGCUCCCACUGCAGCAACAACGGCCACAACUCCCGCACGUGCCCCUCGCGCGGCGGCGGCGGCGGCGCCUCCUCCUCCUCCUGCUCGUCCUCCGGAGGCGGCGUGAGGCUCUUUGGCGUCAAGCUCACCGAUGGCUCCAUCAUUAAGAAGAGCGCUAGCAUGGGGAACCUGUCCUCCAUGGCCUCCCACUACCAGUCCUCGUCUCCCAACCCGGACUCUCCGCCGCUCCACGACCCGCUUCACGUCCGCGACGGGUACUUAUCCGACGACCCGGCCCACGCUUCCUCCUCCACCAAUCGCCGUGUUGAUCGUAAAAAAGGAGUCCCAUGGACAGAAGAGGAGCAUCGGAUGUUCUUAAUUGGGCUUCAGAAAUUGGGGAAAGGAGACUGGCGUGGAAUAGCGCGAAAUUAUGUUGUGACUAGGACCCCUACUCAGGUGGCAAGCCAUGCCCAAAAGUAUUUUAUCCGGCAGAGUAAUUCUAACAGAAGAAAGAGACGCUCCAGUCUCUUUGACAUGGCCCCUGACAUGGCCAUGGAUCCCUCUCAUAUGCCAGAUGAACAAGUUUUGCUGCCUUCUUGUCAGGAGGAAAGAGAAUCUGAAGAUUCUAAUGCUAUUCCAUCAUUAAAUCUUUCUCUCGGUUCAGAAUGCAGCAGACCUAUGGAAAGCACACAAGAAGAAAAAGCAAUUAUUGAACCUGAUAAUCAGCCUGUUAUGAGAUUCAAUGGGUAUCCGAAUGGUUACCCUCCAGUUAGUCCCGGCUUCAUCCCAGCAUAUCUGCCUUUUCCAUAUCCUGUAUGGCAAACUGCAGGUCCUCUGAUUAUAGAAAAUGGAGGCGACGCUUCUCAUCAUCCGCAGGUCUUAAAGCCGGUUCCUAUCCUUCCCAAGGAACCUGUCAAUGUUGAUACUCUAGUGGGUAUGUCUCAGCUCUUUCUAGGAGAGGCCGAGAGUCUCCAAAGCAAUCCUUCCCCCCUCUAUCUAACAUCAUUAGGAGAGACAUCCAGGCAAUCUGCAUUUCAUCCAAAUCCAGCCAGUGAACCAGACUUGAGCAAGGGCAAGACCAGUGUCAUCAAGGCAGUCUGAAUCUGAACUAGGGGAAGUGAUGCAGCAUCUGUCCCAUCUGUACAAUUAUAUGGGGUUCUCUAAGGCAUGUUGUUCUAUUAUUAUUUUUCGAAUAGUCCCAAAUAAUUAUAAUAACAUAGGCUAGGUACUUUUCCUUGGGUAAAUUAUUCUUUCUAACUGUAAACAACUAGAAGUUAUUUUUUCUUGUUGAAUCAAAUUUGGUAGUAAACUGCAUGUUGGCUUUUGUAGAUACCAUUUUGAGACUGAUGUUAUCAUUUUGAUAAUUCAGGUGG
Molecule: messenger RNA, 1506 nt
Organism: Argentina anserina (silverweed cinquefoil)
Lineage: Eukaryota; Viridiplantae; Streptophyta; Magnoliopsida; Rosales; Rosaceae
Product: transcription factor MYBS3
Exons: 3
Coding region: 143-1234 (363 amino acids)
Biological process (GO): response to ethylene; response to gibberellin
Molecular function (GO): DNA binding
Source: RefSeq, a predicted model, not a curated record